This is a messenger RNA of Alexandromys fortis (reed vole), 2520 nucleotides long. It is a transcript of the gene Kcnj8, whose product is annotated as potassium inwardly rectifying channel subfamily J member 8. The coding region runs from base 391 to 1650 and encodes 419 amino acids. The transcript is spliced from 3 exons. Gene Ontology annotation, cellular component: plasma membrane. Gene Ontology annotation, molecular function: ATP-activated inward rectifier potassium channel activity. The record is from RefSeq and is a predicted model, not a curated record. Gene Ontology annotation, biological process: regulation of monoatomic ion transmembrane transport; potassium ion import across plasma membrane. Lineage: Eukaryota; Metazoa; Chordata; Mammalia; Rodentia; Cricetidae.
GCCCAAACAAGGAGGCUGAGGAACUAACAGAGCACAACCACCCGCAUCUCUUUCCCCCAACUCCUCCCCCGCCCCCAGAGAGUCCGGCAGCAGUGAGGGAGGGGGACCAAACCCAUCCCCCGUCCUACAGCCCUCCUCCCUGCGUGCACAGUGAAUCGCACCUUCUAGAGUCCUAACUCAGUUCUGGAGGACCAGCAUCCCCCGGAUCUGCCCCUCGGGCUGUGGUGGCCCCUGCUACCGGGAUGAGAGAGACAGGGACCCGCCCGCGGUGUGCCUUGAGGUGCGCGGAGCUCUCGCCGCGGCGCGCGCUGCCGUGAGUCUGAGGACGCGCGUGGAAGAAGGGAGUCGCAGGUUCGGGCAGGUGCAUAGACAGGCUAUGGUGACAGGAAGAUGUUGGCCAGGAAGAGCAUCAUCCCCGAGGAGUAUGUACUGGCACGCAUCGCCGCCGAGAACCUGCGCAAGCCGCGCAUCCGCGACCGCCUCCCCAAAGCCCGCUUCAUUGCCAAGAGCGGAGCCUGCAACCUGGCGCACAAGAACAUCCGUGAACAGGGCCGCUUCCUGCAGGACAUCUUUACCACCUUGGUAGACCUGAAGUGGCGUCACACGCUGGUCAUCUUCACCAUGUCCUUCCUCUGCAGCUGGCUGCUCUUCGCUAUCAUGUGGUGGCUGGUGGCCUUCGCCCACGGGGACAUCUAUGCUUACAUGGAGAAGAGCGUCCUGGAGUCCACUGUCUGUGUGACCAAUGUCAGGUCAUUCACGUCUGCGUUCCUAUUCUCCAUUGAGGUUCAAGUGACCAUCGGAUUUGGCGGGAGAAUGAUGACCGAGGAAUGCCCUCUGGCCAUCACGGUUUUGAUUCUGCAGAACAUUGUGGGUCUGAUCAUCAACGCGGUCAUGUUGGGCUGCAUCUUCAUGAAAACGGCCCAGGCCCACAGAAGGGCGGAGACUCUGAUUUUCAGCCGCCACGCUGUGAUCGCGGUCCGCAACGGCAAGUUGUGCUUCAUGUUCCGGGUGGGUGAUCUGAGGAAGAGCAUGAUAAUUAGUGCCUCGGUGCGCAUCCAGGUAGUCAAGAAAACAACGACGCCCGAAGGGGAGGUGGUGCCGAUUCAUCAGCUGGACAUUCCAGUGGAUAAUCCCAUUGAGAGCAAUAACAUCUUCCUAGUAGCCCCUUUGAUCAUCUGCCAUGUGAUUGAUAAGCGUAGCCCCCUGUAUGAUAUCUCAGCAACCGACCUUGCGAAUCAAGACCUGGAGGUCAUAGUGAUUCUGGAGGGUGUGGUGGAAACCACUGGCAUCACCACGCAGGCUCGGACCUCCUACAUUGCCGAGGAGAUCCAGUGGGGACAUCGCUUCGUGUCGAUUGUGACCGAGGAGGAGGGAGUGUACGCUGUGGACUAUUCUAAAUUUGGUAAUACUGUGAAGGUGGCUGCCCCAAGAUGCAGUGCCCGGGAGCUGGAUGAGAAGCCUUCCAUCCUGAUUCAGACCCUCCAAAAGAGUGAACUGUCACACCAGAAUUCUCUGAGGAAGCGCAACUCCAUGAGAAGAAACAACUCUAUGAGGAGAAACAACUCCAUCCGGAGGAAUAACUCUUCCCUCAUGGUGCCUAAGGUGCAAUUCAUGACUCCAGAGGGAAACCAGUGCCCAUCAGAAUCAUGACGGCAGGAUGAUUCUGAGACUGUCACUCUGAGUUCUGAUGACUGACAACCCUAAGACUGUCACUCUGAAUUCUAAUGACUGACAACCCUGAGACAGUACCAUUGAGUUCUGAUGUCUGACAGCCCUGAGACAGUUACUCAUUGAGUUCUGAUGACUGACAACCUGAGACAGUACCAUUGAGUUCUGAUGUCUGACAGCCCUGAGACAGUUACUCAUUGAGUUCUGAUGACUGAAUAUUAGACUGAGCACCAAGAUAGAGUUGGAAUGCAGUAUUCAUAGUUUAAUGCACUGAAAAAUGUUUCAUAUUCAAGAAAUAGAACUUCCUGUAUUAAUAAACAAUAACACUCAAUGCAGAAGACUCACGGCUCACACUUGUUUCACACACAGAAUGUCACUGUGACAUGUUAAAGUUAUUGAAUAGAACACAGAAGGUAUUCAUGGGUCUCAUUUUUGAAACACAAUUUAAGAUUGGACCUGGAAUUCCACACCUGGCCAAGGAUUGAGUCUGUCUGAAACAUGUAAUUGGUGAGCUCACGACUAUGCUGUUUCUACUGCUCAUUCUACACCUGCAGAUAGAAUGGGAAGGGGAAUGCUCCAAUCACAUUAAGUACCUUUUGUAUGUCAAGCUUAUUCUUUUUUCAUGAUGCUGUAUGUGGUAGAAAGCAUAAAGAAAACCUCUUACAUCUGUCUGCUUCUAAGCAGUAUUUGAUCAAUCACUAAUCCUAUACAUUGACUUCUAUGUACAGUUUGUUGGGUAGAACCGGGCAAGAGUCCACAGAAUAGCUGAGUCCUUGCUCUUGUUCAAGUGUUUUCUCAACUUUCUCCAAAAAAAAAGUGUAUUGAAUAUUUUAUUAAAACAUUUCCUUUAUA